AUGUUAAGGCGAGGCGUUUACAGAACGGCACCGGUUGUUUUAAUGGUUUUGAUCGCCUUCAUUCUGUUGGCACUUCAAUCGACGGUGCGGAGAAGCAUUGGUGCUGAGGUGUAUGGGAUAAACCACACCAUGGGGCAGGCUGUGUUUCUCAGUUGUAACCGACACGACGGUGAUCAAAACUACUGGGACGUCAUCGCCACUACGGUUGAGCAACGCCUCAACGGCUCCGUAGCCAAACAAAUGGGACAAUGCAUUUCGCGGCGCCCGGUAGAUGCACUGAUAUGGACUGGUGACGCCGUGUACGCGGACAGAACUGUGAUACUCCGGAAAACUCCACCGCCACUUGACUUAAAGGCUGCACAGGCCAAGUUUGUCCAUCAAGCUAACGCCCCGCAAUACGUUGCUUUCCGCCACACUUGCGUUGCUAAGCGAAAACGUACUAACAUUCCAUCUUCUAGUGAAGAGGUUGGCAAACGUGUGGAAGGGGAAGGGGAAGGGGAGGAGCAUCGCGUCAUCGGCGUAUGGGAUGAUCAUGACAUGGGAAAGAAUGACGGGGGAGCAGAAUUCUCCGACAAGGACGCGAUGCAGCAGUUCUAUUUAGACUUUCUGGGAGUGCCUCGCACUGAUCCAAGGAGAAAGCGGCAAGGAGUUUACCACUUUGAGGCCGUUCCAGUUGAAUUGUUAAGUUCUACGGCUGGCAGUGACACCGCAGCAACCGCUGCGGUAAAUGUAAUGAAACAUUUUUAUGAUAACGCUUUUUGUUUUCUGCUACUGGACGCGCGAUACUUCAGAGAUCCAUCCAACGCUACUCGGAGUGGAAAUAUGUUAGGUGAAACACAGUGGCAGUGGUUGGAAGAGCGACUUAGGGACGACGUGGCGGGGCGUAACCCAGCGACCGGUCGUGAGCGUUGUGCUCUUACGGUGGUAGCAAAUGGUGUGCAAAUUAUGUUAGACGAGAAGGUGUCGGAAAGCUGGGCUGCCUUCCCCCGAUCCCGUGACCGACUCUUUGCACUACUGCGGCAGUUCCGGACUGAUCGGGUAAUCUUUAUGAGUGGUGACGUCCACUUGGGUGAAAUCGGGAUGGACACCCGAAAAGCCGCCAUGAGGACACUUGGAUAUCCCAUUAUAGAGGCCACAAGUUCUGGGCUCACGCAUAGCACGGCUAGUUUCGUUGCGCUGCCAACAAUCCUCACGUCUCUGUUUCCGAGCAGACGACGGGUUGGGGUUUAUGUUGAGCGUAACUUCGGUGUGUUGAAGUUAACAGCGAAUUCAAAGGCUCGGUUUGAGUUGUCAGAGACAAGCGCGCACGAGGAACGUCGAGAGCAAUUCGAGAGGGAUGUGAACGCUUCCAUUCUAAUUCACAGCAUUCCUGAAAAUGGAGCAGUGGCCCUGCACCUAACGCUGCCGCUUAGUGCCCUUACACAUAAGUCGGGUUGUCAACUAUACAAAGCAAAGGCAAACGAGUAUGGGUGGAUUGAGGAUGCCACAUUAGCUAAACAACAAGAAUGUGAAACCAUGUUUCGCCAAGAACGUGACGAACGUGGUGCUGGCAUUCCCGACCGACACUAUCCCCCAACCUACCCCACGCCCUUUGUUACAUACGUGAUGCAGUCGGUUCAGGGGCAGGUUUGGCCGGACUGCACUUUGCUUCAAGUGUUGUUUCGCUUCCUCCUUGCGACAUUUCUUCUGCUUAUCUUUGUAGGUGCCAUAUCCGUUGCGCUUUGCUGUCAGUGUUACAAAAACAGAAAGGCAAAGAAGGCGUAA
Molecule: messenger RNA, 1764 nt
Organism: Trypanosoma brucei brucei TREU927
Lineage: Eukaryota; Euglenozoa; Kinetoplastea; Trypanosomatida; Trypanosomatidae
Exons: 1
Coding region: 1-1764 (587 amino acids)
Source: RefSeq, a predicted model, not a curated record